This is a messenger RNA of Artibeus jamaicensis (Jamaican fruit-eating bat), 2835 nucleotides long. RefSeq names its product SREK1 interacting protein 1 (gene SREK1IP1). The transcript has 5 exons. Gene Ontology annotation, molecular function: nucleic acid binding; zinc ion binding. Lineage: Eukaryota; Metazoa; Chordata; Mammalia; Chiroptera; Phyllostomidae. The record is from RefSeq and is a predicted model, not a curated record. Bases 163 to 630 code for a protein of 155 amino acids.
CCGGAAUGGCUGGAGUUUUAAAGGGUUUUCUGGAUUAUCCCUGAGCAGCCACGGCGCGGUUGAGACGGAAGAGUACCCUUGCUGCGCGUUGUCCUCGCAGCCGGCGGAAAGUGAGCGUGCACUCGAAAAUCUAGGGCUCCUGUGAUCCUUUUUAUCAGCGCCAUGGCAGUCCCAGGUUGCAACAAGGAUAGUGUUCGAGCAGGCUGUAAAAAAUGUGGCUACCCCGGUCACCUGACUUUUGAAUGCCGCAAUUUUCUCCGAGUAGACCCCCAAAGGGACAUAGUUUUGGAUGUCAGCAGUACCAGCAGUGAGGAGAGUGAUGAAGAGAAUGAGGAGCUGAAUAAAUUGCAGGCAUUACAAGAAAAAAGAAUAAAUGAAGAGGAGGAGAAGAAAAAAGAAAAAAGCAAAGAGAAAACCAAGUUGAAAAAAAAAAGGAAAAGGUCUUACUCAUCGAGUUCAGCUGAAGAGGACACUUCAAAACAAAAGAAACAAAAAUAUCAGAAGAAAGAAAAGAAAAAAGAAAAAAAGAACAAGUCCAAAAAGGGGAAACAUCACAAAAAGGAAAAAAAGAAGAGAAAAAAGGAAAAGCAUUCUUCCACCCCUACUGCUUCUGAAGUCUCCAGAAAGUAACUGAGACUGUGGCUCAAGCCAUUACAUUUAAACGUUGAUUUUGAAAAUCAUUUCACCUUUCUUGGAAUUUGCUAUAUAAUUUUGCUUUCCAAUAAAUCACAGGCUUGUCCAGAUAAACAUUUUUUUUCAUAUAUAGGACCAUUAUCCUCUGGCAAUAUAUUUUUAAUGUACUGUGAUUAUGAAGUAUUGAAUUAGUCUUGCUACUUGAUGGCCAUGCCACAAGUAUGAUUAUCUAUAGAUGCAAAACACAUCAGUUUUGGUAUUUGUGUCUCCAUGUUUGACUAGUAUUUUUUACUUCCUAAGUUGAUUGUAAAUGGCUUUACUACAGGCUACAUAGGUAAUCUACCUGGCCGGUCAGUGAGUAUUCCUGAAUCAAGUGUCUGCCUUCCAGUGAUACAGCAAGGUAGGGGAGGAUGCUUCCCUCUUGACACUGAUAAACUGAGUAGAUUUUUAUAUCCUAUGAUAAUGUAAGAUAAUAUUCUUCACUUGUUUUUUAAUCUCUGGCUUUUUUUUAAAGUCAUAGAAGAUGAAGCUGAUUUAUUGAUCUUGACAAGGACUUUUUGAAUGAAUGGUAUCAACAGGAAGAGGAUAAUGAAAAUAUAACAAAGUUUCAUUGUUUUAUGACAUGCAGCUAGUACCUGCCUCCUUUGUUUUUAUAACUAUGAAAAUAUUUCUUCCUCUUUAAAAAGACAAAUCUAGUUCAGCCUGUUAGUAAGUCUCACAGAGAUAAUGUUGUGUUGGGCAGGAUUUUUAGGAUAGACUCUGGGGUGGUUUUACAAAUGUGCCAUAUUGGCAUGUCUCAAAGUGAUACCUCAAACACAGAACUUUUUAUUGAGAAAGAUGACAGCUAAAUCUUCAUUAGAGCUGACUUUUGUUGUAUCCAGUAUAUAAAUUUUAUGGAGCUUGUUUCUAUAUGAGUAAUGUGGAAAAUGUUUUAUAAAUGUGAACAUAUUUAUUUGUCUGAAAUAAUUUGUAGUUUUGAAGCAGGUUUCACACUGAAUUUAUGGUUUCAUAAAUGACCGGUUUGGAGUGUUUCUCUCUGUUAUUUCAGUCAUAAACCUCAGGAGCAGUGACAAAAAUUUAGGGUUAAGAAUUUCAUUCUGUACUUUUUAAAACUUCAGAACCAGGGAGUUGCAUCAUGAAAGUCUUUAUAUAACAAUGGAAAUUUUAUAUGGGUAAGAAUUUGCAAACACAUAGUAGAUAUAAGUGUGUUUUACAUUUUAAAACACAAUGAUCAGUGUUAGUUACUUUGCUUAAUAUUCAGGUAUCACUUAUGCCCAUAACUUAAUACUUUUCAUUGUAGCAGCAUCAGAAGUCAAUCCAUUAUCAGUGCACAGUACCAAAGAUGGCAGGUACCUCACUGUGGUGCAGUUACAAAUUUUCAAAUCGAUAACCUACAGACAUGGCUUCAGAUGAAUUCAUUAUGGUGAAAUCAGGUAAGUACACAUAACCACACAGGCUGGAAAGGUGUACUCAUUCUUUCUUCACCCAACACCCCUCCCUGGCAUGACCUCAGUAAGCUUGGGAGAGCCUCAUAAUUCCACUUAAUAUAUGCUUACCAUGCUCAAGUUCAGGGAUGCCACACGCGCACCCAUCCUGUACCACUAUAGCCAUGGCAGCCUCACACCGAUAGCUUUUCCAUGGCCAAUUUUAGUCACAGGGCCACAGAAAGAGAUUGUCUUCUUUAAGUUAGGUAUAGUCAGUUCUUUGGAGAGAAACACAGAGCUAUUAGGUUUUUAAAGGCUCAUUUUGCCAUUGCUUUAUUUUAUGUAUUUUUGAAAUCUGUAUUUUCUGAAAAUACAGGUCUUUGGCUAUCAACAUGAAAAAAACAGUAAGAUUAGCUUUUUAAAUGAUUGGAAAGUGCUGUGUAUAAAGGGUGGCCUUACCCCACUGAGUGUGUAACAUGGUUCAAUACGACAGUUGAGUGAGCAGGGUUAAUUAUCUGUAAGUUUUGUUUGUGUUAGUUGUCAAGAUUACAGUUUGGCUAAGUUUUUUCACAAUGAUGACUCGGUGAAUAAUGGUUCAGAAGAGUCACAUAAAAUCCAGCUGCAAUUAACUAUAUUGAAUGCAAAUUAAAAGAUUUUAAUGCUCAAUAAUUAUUUCCCCCUGGAAACAGUCUUGGAAUUAUUCUUAAGUAAAUUUUUAUCAUAUGAGAGUAGUUUGUGAAAUAUCUCAUCUGAAUAAAAUAAAUUUAUUUUUACUCAA